AUGAAGAAGCGCUCCAAUUCACGUGGCACCCCGACCUCGUCGGGCGAUGUGGUGCUGCCCGCCGCCUCCUCCUCCGCCGGCGACGCCGAUGGGGAUCAUCCCGCCUUCAAGACGGGGGCGGCCAGCGCCCCGGCCACGCCCACCAAGCGGCGGGACGGAAGCGACGGCAGUGGCAGCAGUGCGGGCGCCAGGAGGAAACGGAAGGAGGAGAUCGCCCAGACCUUUGUGAUCGUCAACGAACGUCCUGUGGACGACAUAUCGCUGGACUUCUUCUACAAGCCACACACCAUCACCCUGCUGGCUGUUUCCGUCCUCGCCGUCAUGUACUUCGCAUUCGUCAGAAACGAGGCGAACGUGGAUGAAAAUCUCUGGGCCGGCCUUCUCUGCAUUGUGUUCUUCUUUCUGAUCAUCUCGGUGAUUGCAUUUCCCAAUGGACCCUUCACCCGUCCCCAUCCCGCCUUCUGGCGGAUAUUGUUCGGAUGUUCCGUGCUGUACCUGCUGGCGUUACAAUUUAUGAUGUUCCAAAACUAUCCGACCAUCAGGAGCAUAUUCUACUGGAUCGAUCCGAAGUUGAAGAACUUCCACAUCGAUAUGGAAAAGGAAUAUGGCGUUAAUUGCUCGGACAUCAGUUGGGAUCGCGUAAAAGGUCAUCUGGACGUCUUUGCCUGGGGUCACUUUUUGGGAUGGGCCUUCAAGGCCAUCUUGAUCCGUCACAUGGGCAUUCUGUGGGCCAUUUCCGUCAUGUGGGAGAUCACCGAGAUCACCUUUGCUCAUCUGCUGCCCAACUUCAUCGAGUGCUGGUGGGAUGCUCUCAUCCUAGAUGUCAUCAUCUGCAACGGCCUGGGCAUUUGGAUGGGUCUCAAGAUCUGCCAGAUCCUCGAGAUGCGCGAGUACAAGUGGGCCAGUAUCAAGGACAUAUCCAGCACCACGGGUAAAAUCAAGCGAGCCAUGCUGCAGUUUACGCCGGAGAGCUGGUCAGCCAUCCGCUGGCUGGAUCCCAAGUCCACGGCGAUGAGAUUCGCCGCCGUCAUUCAGCUGGUGAUCUUCUGGCAGGUCACCGAGCUGAACACAUUCUUCUUGAAGCACAUCUUCGAGAUGCCGCCGGAUCACUUUAUUGUGGUCGGUCGCCUCAUAUUCAUCGGACUGUUUGUGGCGCCUUCGGUUAGGCAAUACUACGUAUAUGUCACCGACACACGCUGCAAGAGAGUCGGCACCCAGUGUUGGGUUUACGGCGCCAUCAUGGUCUCCGAAGCCAUUCUGUGCAUCAAGAAUGGCAAGGAGUUGUUUGAGCGCACGCAAGCCAUCAACAUUGUCCUGUGGCUGACUAUCCAAGUGAUAAUCUCGGUGGCAUUUGUCUACCUGGCAGUUUACUGGCAGCAACGGCAGCUAAAAAAGGUUUCUUCGACGCCGACGAAAAGAAAAGAAAGCAGUCCUGCCGUCUCAUCUUCGCCUUCUAAAGGUAAAUUAUCGCCGCAAAAAGAGAAGAAAGUAAAAUAAGAAGUUGAUAAGC
Drosophila suzukii is the source of this 1510-nucleotide messenger RNA. It is a transcript of the gene Pss, whose product is annotated as phosphatidylserine synthase 1 homolog l(3)77CDf. Gene Ontology annotation, biological process: phosphatidylserine biosynthetic process. Gene Ontology annotation, molecular function: L-serine-phosphatidylethanolamine phosphatidyltransferase activity. The record is from RefSeq and is a predicted model, not a curated record. NCBI's taxonomy places the organism in Eukaryota, Metazoa, Arthropoda, Insecta, Diptera, Drosophilidae.